Megachile rotundata (alfalfa leafcutting bee) is the source of this 2530-nucleotide messenger RNA. Its product is annotated as lipase 3. The record is from RefSeq and is a predicted model, not a curated record. Lineage: Eukaryota; Metazoa; Arthropoda; Insecta; Hymenoptera; Megachilidae. Gene Ontology annotation, molecular function: hydrolase activity, acting on ester bonds.
UCUUUUAUUUUGAAAUGUAAUACAAAUGGUAGUAAAUGUAAAAGAUGUAGUGGUGUUAUGUAUUAUAAAAUCGAAACGGAUAUCAGUAUUUGUCAGCGCAUAUUUUGUAAAAGUGACGUAGCUUUAAUUUGAUUGAAACUAAAGUCACCGGGAUUAUCAAAAUAUUCCGGUCUGCUACUGAUGCAACCGAACGGUCGCAUGCCUAUAGGUUAGUUUGUAAGUCUAAUGUAGGUAUAGGAUUUGAUAUUUCUUGCGCGAAAUUUUUCCAUAUUUUAUAACCAUAUACAUCACGAGGUUGUAUUAAUGCAGUAGCGUUUUUUUUUAUGCUUAAAACUGUCAAAGUUUUAUUUGGCGAAAUGAUAUUUCUUAUCAAAAUUAAAAAAAAUUAUAAAAUGAUAACAAAACUGAUAUUUCCAAAGUUACCCAACCUAACAAUAUACAUUUUACAAUCGUGAGGUAAUUCUUAAUCGACAGAUGCAAUUUCUUUAAUUGCAUGUAUUCUACAAUAUUAUGAAGAUAUUACGCUUCACAAAAAUACAAUUUACGCGUUUAGAUCUUCCGUGCGUCGCACACGGUCACCAGUAUGCGCCCAGAACGCGGAACACAUAGGAUAUUUGACUCUGGCCCCAUAUUUUUAUAGAGGCACUUAUCGACCCCUAAAUUCUUUUUUUAAAUAAAUUAGUACAAAAAAUAUAAUAUAAUACAAUUGCCAGAAUACUAUGUACACAAGUCAAUCGUGAACCGAACGGAAGGUAUAAAAUCUAAUAGAUGGCAGAUCCAUCUACAUUUGCAUGUAGUUGUGCGAAUAUCUAUAGUCCCAUUGAUGCCUUCAUUUGUUCUGUGUGCGCGGCUUUCAAGAUAAAUUGAUAAUUCUGUGUUUUUAAUAUAUUCAAUAACAACGUGUUAUUCAUGAGCAUGAGUUAUUUUGUUUAUCAGUUCGAGCUGCGUUUUUUCUAGCUUCGUCAAUUAUACUUUAAAAAAUUGAAUAACAGAAAAUUGUUUCGAUAUUUCUCGAUCUUUCGAAAUUUAUAGGGUGCUGUUCAUAAGGUGUGACGAAAUAAAACAAUUUUUUUAUUUGACACAUAUUUCAAGUAUAAAAGGGUAACAGGUAACAAAAAAAGAAAGUGUCCUGUGGUGAAAGUUGGACGUAAUUUUCGUUGCAGAAACUAGUUUCUUCCAUUUGCUGUUCAUAUAAUGACCUCAGUGGCCAACCAGGAUGAGACUCAUAUGACAACACCAGAACUAAUUGCGACACAUAAUUAUAUACCCGAAACACAUCACAUUUGGACAGAAGAUGGAUAUUGUUUAAGUGUACAUAGGGUUCUCCCUGAGAAACCAUAUGAGCAUUCCCAUGACUUUAAUGAAAAUGAAAAUAUUUUAAAUGAUAACAUAAUAAAGCAUUCAAGUUAUGAUAUCACACAUAAUAUAAACAAACGAGUACCAAUUCUUAUUCAUCAUGGACUCCUAUCAAGUUCAGCUGAUUGGGUAUUAUUGGGUCCAGGAAAAGCUUUAGCAUAUCUUUUGUGUGACGAUAAUUAUGAUGUUUGGUUGGGAAAUGCAAGGGGUAAUGCAUAUUCCAGAAAACACAAGCAGUAUACAACUAGGGACAGAGAAUUCUGGAAUUUCAGUUGGCAUGAAAUUGGCUAUUAUGAUUUACCAGCAACAAUAGACUAUAUUUUAGAACAUACUGGACAUACAGAACUCUAUUACAUGGGUUAUAGCCAGGGUACCACUGCAUUUUAUGUAAUGAUCAGUGAAAAACCUGAAUAUAAUCGGAAAAUUAAAGGAAUGGUUAGUUUGGCACCAGUAGCAUUUCUCUCAAAUCAGAGAAGUCCUUUGCUUAAAUUAGUUGUUCAUUUUUAUGGAUUACUGGAGUGGGGAUCUUCUUACUGUAAUCUACAUCAGUGGUUUCCACGCAACAAAUUACAAGCACAAGCUUUGGGAACCUUAAUUAGGAAUGCUCCAGACCGUUUUACUAAAGGUUUCUGUGUGUGCUGGUUCUCUUUAAUUGCUGGAUUUGGUAGUGACCAGCUAGAUAAAUCUAUGCUGCCACUGAUUUUAGGACAUUUUCCAGCUGGUGCUUCUGCUAAGCAGAUUAUUCAUUAUAGCCAAAGUAUAUUGUCAGGAGCUUUUCGUAAAUUUGAUUAUGGGCCAACAGAAAAUUUAAAAAUUUAUGGAUCAACACAACCGCCAAAAUAUGAUCUUGAAAAAAUAAAAGUUCCAGUUGCAAUGUUUUAUAGUGAUCAUGAUUUUUUAACAGAUCCUGCAGAUGUCAAAAAGCUGACGGAUAGACUACCAAAUGUUAUAGGAACAUGGAAAAUCAGCUAUCCAAAAUUUAACCAUGUAGAUUAUUUAUGGGGUAGAGAUGUUAAAUCAUUGAUCUAUAAUCCCAUCAUCGCAGUUUUAAAGAAACUUAAAUAAAAAAACUAUUAUAAAGUUGUUUAUUUUUAAUUUUAUUGUUAUUGUAAAUGUAAAGUGAAGGAUAAUACUCAAAGGAGCAAUAGUUCAAUUAAAUAUAUUUUUUCCACCA